Molecule: messenger RNA, 513 nt
Organism: Emys orbicularis (European pond turtle)
Lineage: Eukaryota; Metazoa; Chordata; Testudines; Emydidae
Product: zymogen granule membrane protein 16-like
Exons: 3
Coding region: 1-513 (170 amino acids)
Source: RefSeq, a predicted model, not a curated record
AUGCUCCGGUUCCUUCUCCUCGUGGCGAUUGGCGCCAGCGUCUGCAGAGGUCAAGACCAAGCUGUAGCAGCCUCGUUCUCCGGGCUCUAUGGAGGCACCGGGGGGGACGAAUUCUCCCAAACCAAUUUUGAGAUUGUUGGGCCCAUCACUGCAAUGAAGAUCUGGACAGGCAUCCUGACCCUCCAUGGGAUCCAGGUUCGCUACGGGAACGCGUGGAGCAGUGUGAACGGGGCGGCCUGGGGCACGCUGGUGCAGAUGGAUCUGGAGCCGGGCGAGAGCGUCGUGCAGGUCCAGGGCAGCUACAGUUACUGGGUCGUCACCUCGCUGACCUUCACCACCAGCCUGGGCCGCACCUUCCUCUUCGGGAACCAGAGCGGGGGCACCUUCCUGGCGCUGCCCCCGGCCCCGGGCUCCGUGCUGCGGGCCGUCAGCGGCCGGGCCGGCUCCUACCUCUAUGCCAUCGGCUUCCACUGGGGCGCCCCCCCUGCCAAGGGGGCACCCUGCAGCACCUGA